CUUUCUACCUCUCCAUAGUUGAACCAAAAAAAAAAAAAAAAGCGAGCUCGCUCAAAGGGCAGGCCAUUUUCACUUCCGCCAAAUUCACAGAGAAGGGGAGAGAUGAGAGCGGCGAAGUAUAUUUGGCAAUGGCGAAGCAUAGCCAAACAAGCAUUCACUCAAACAUCGAUAGUAGCCAAGUUCCUUUGCUUGCUUCACGUCACCAACAACUACCUAUGCUCUUCCACUCUCGUGUACGGCCCUAGUAUGCUUCCAACGCUCAAUAUUUCCGGUGAUGUGUUAUUGGUGGAACACAUUUCACACCGUUUGGGGAAGCUGGGACCUGGUGAUGUGGUGCUGGUUCGAUCCCCUGUUGAUCCUAGAAAAAUCGUCACCAAACGCAUCGUGGGAAUGGAGGGUGAUAGAAUCACUUUCUUGCUGGACCCCUCUAGUAAUGACAGCUGCAACAUCAUCGUGGUCCCAAAGGGGCAUGUUUGGAUUCAGGGAGAUAAUAUGUAUGCUUCCAGUGAUUCAAGGCAUUUUGGGCCUGUUCCAUAUGGUCUUAUUCAAGGGAAAGUGUUUAUGAGGGUGUGGCCACCUCAUAGCUUUGGAUCCUUGGAACAAUAAGUAAAACAAGUGAUAUUGUAAAGAUUUCUCGUUUUCGGCUUCGGGGCAGUUGAUCACACAUGGCCUAACAACUGAUUUCGCUGAUCAGAUUCUCAAUAUACGCGACCAAGCGUGUUGAGCUUGGUUAGAAGUUGGAGAAUGAAGUUUCAGGAUGCUAAAUUGUUUUAAGUUUCAGUUUCUGCUAUCGAACAACACAUGAAAUUGUAAUAUUUUAAUGACAUUGAAAUUAUAAUAUUAAGCCUGUAAUAUUUUUAGCAUAAAUAUAUUUUAUGAAAUAAUUUUUUUU
Molecule: messenger RNA, 892 nt
Organism: Hevea brasiliensis (rubber tree)
Lineage: Eukaryota; Viridiplantae; Streptophyta; Magnoliopsida; Malpighiales; Euphorbiaceae
Product: mitochondrial ATP-independent inner membrane protease subunit 1a
Exons: 5
Coding region: 103-606 (167 amino acids)
Cellular component (GO): membrane; mitochondrial inner membrane peptidase complex
Molecular function (GO): serine-type endopeptidase activity
Source: RefSeq, a predicted model, not a curated record